Molecule: messenger RNA, 1869 nt
Organism: Verruconis gallopava
Lineage: Eukaryota; Fungi; Ascomycota; Dothideomycetes; Venturiales; Sympoventuriaceae
Exons: 1
Coding region: 1-1710 (569 amino acids)
Source: RefSeq, a predicted model, not a curated record
AUGAGCUGGACGUAUAACCUACCUGCUGCUGAGGUGGUUUGGGGGAAGAAGAAAAAUAGAGUCACCUCAAGAGCAAGGAUAAAAGAUCGUAGGGAUGGCGCCGACGAUGCCUUGGGCAAUGGCAAAGGAGUCGGCAAAGGCGUUGGCAAUGGUGGCCAACCGAGAGGCCCAGCGGCUCUCACAAGUACAUUGGCUAGUCCGCCUGGCGCGUCGACUGAGCCGGGUGUCGACACUAUUUCGGCAACGUUUACGACAACACUCACACCGUUACCGACGUCUUCGACGACAGUUCCGGUUGCAACCACAACCACGUUGGUACCCCAAAUCGUCGAGUCCACAACCACGACUACCAUACCUCCAUCAAGUCUCCUAAUCUAUGGACCGACGCCGUCACCAAUCAUAUACUCGUCACCACCGAUUUUGCAGACAAGUGCACAAAUCACCUACACGAGUCCUGUGACGACAGCGACGCUUUCCGUAUUGACGACCGGCAUCAGCAUCCCUAGCGUAAUAACUAGCAUUCCGGGCACCUCAAAUCCUUCUAGUAUCUCAACUAUCUCAGCCAUCUCAGCAAAGACUAGCGCAACACCAGUCUCUUUAGGAACAACCUCUCUCGUCACGCCCACCACGUUCGCCACGUCGCCGAGCCCUGUCUUCCUCAGUGCGACUGCGAAACCUAGCUCCGACGCUGCCCCAAAUGGUCCGACGAGUUCCAGCUCAGUCGCGGCGUUCGAGAUGACAUCUACGCCGACUCCUCAGUCGCGAGGGCUCAGCCAGCAGGCCAAGAUUGGGAUCGGACUUGGCGUGACGUUUUUUGUGAUUCUUGCCGCCAUCAUAGUAGUAUUCUUCCUUUUCCGCCGGCGGUGGUUGAAGAGAAGGAGCGCAUUGCCGUCGCAGCUGUUCAGCGAGUACGACCCGCAGCAGGUAUUCCUUGGUGAAGGCGGUGAAGCUGGUGUGCGUGAGCGGAGGCGACAACAGGAACUUGAGAAGCAGGCCAGAAUCCAGGAGGCACAGAUGAGACCUCAGCCCAGGCUGCCGUCCCUGCUUGUGGGAAAGCCGCUUGACAAUGAGACAGGAACCCCUUCUGCAAUGGUAGACGAGCCAGCACGCACUGUUGCGCCGUCCAGCAGACGGUGGGAAAGCGAACGGACACCCGGCCUAAGCAGUCACCCCAUCACAUCUCCUGACAGGCUCGAGGACUUACGGUUCUCAUUCGUUCGCGGGGCAGGGUCCUCGGUCUCGUUGCACACUACGGAUAGCAGAAGGAUCUCAGGCACAAACGCUAGAGGCAGAGACAGCUUCUCCGCCGGUUCGAUUUUCGAUCCAGACAAUUCAAUGAGUGAGAUGGAGCCACGGCCGCGACCUGACACGUUGACGCCCCUCGAUUCAGUCUCACAGACGGCACGCCCGCGCACAAUGGACAGCACGAUCAGUAGCGCGGAGCUGCUCCCACGUUUGCAAGGCAAGGAGCCCGCAUCGGGCAGCAGCAGCUCGUCGAAUCUUCCAACAGCACUGCAGAAGAUCCAGGGCUGGAUCGAGGCGUCGAGGAAGCCGAGGUGGAUGUUCGGAGGGGCCAGCGGGCCGGGUGCCGUGCAGAGCCGCUUCAGCGGCACGGCGACAGACUUCUCGAGUUCUGGCGAGGAGAAGUCGGGCAGGCACACACCAUCUGACGGUGGCGGACUCAGCGAAAAACAGCCAAGCGAGAAGUAGGCAUCCAAGCGAGCUUUGUUUCGCGGAGAGAAGGUGACGCUCGAGUAUGACCAGGAGCACAGUUGAUAUGCAUCCCAUCCCAGGGACAGGCUGACGAGAAGCUAUUAAAAAAGCGGUCCUUGGGUGGGUGAGUUCUGAGCGAUUUGCAUUCGAAGCAUU